Molecule: messenger RNA, 2562 nt
Organism: Adineta ricciae
Lineage: Eukaryota; Metazoa; Rotifera; Eurotatoria; Adinetida; Adinetidae
Source: the annotation of a GenBank genome assembly
AUGUUACUAAAAAGUCUUCUUCUCAUAUGGCUACUUUUCACAUUAAUGAUCAAUUUGCCAUCAGUCGUUUCACAAGAAUCUAGUGAGCAAAGUAUUUCGUUUAAUCAGCCGAAAUUCUGCUUGUUUCCAUCUUGGAAUCCUGCAGCUAUUACUUUAGCUAGCAAGGAAAUAGUUGGUGCAUCGCCUCGUGGAAUCUUUAUCGAUCAAAACAACACUAUCUAUGUUGCUGGACAGGAAAAACAUGAAGUGAUUGUAUGGUUUAACAGUAGCAACGACCCAUCGGAAAUCAAAUUCAAACACUCAUUUAAUCCAAUGAGUCUCUUCGUCAUGGCUAAUGGAGAUAUUUAUAUUGAGAAUGGUGUAAACAAUACAGUGAGGGUUUGGUCAAGGAAUGAAGAAAGUAAUAUUUUACUAUCCAAUGUUAAUGAACCCUGCUUUGGUUUAUUCGUUGAUAUUGUAAAAAACCUGUAUUUUACUGUCCGUGAGAAACAUCAAGUAAUAAGACAAUCGCUUACCACUGGGGCCAAUGUAUCAAUCGUCGUGGCGGGCACUGGACAACUAGGAUCAAGCGCUGAAAUGUUGCACUGGCCUCGUGGAAUUUUCGUUAAUAAUAAGCUUGAUCUCUAUGUAGCUGACUGCGGUAACGACCGAGUUCAACUGUUUACAGAUGGCAAUAAAACUGGUGUGACAGUGGCUGGAAAAGAAGCAAAGGACACUAUUGAACUCCGUUGGCCAACUGGAGUCCUAUUGGAUGCAAACGGAUAUUUAUACGUAGUCGACGAAGGUAACCAUCGAAUAGUUGGUUCAGGGCCGUAUGGAUUUCGAUGUUUAGUGGGAUGUUAUGGUGCGGCAGGUUCAAGUUCGUUUCAAUUGGACCACCCACAGACCUUAGCGUUUGACAGUGACGUGCCGCUCUAUAAUCAACCGAAGGUUUGUCCAUCGAUGUCUUGGACCGAAAACGCUACAACUUUGAUGAUUGGCCAUAAUGGGUCUUUUGCAAUUUUUGUUACUAACAAUAAUAGUAUUUACGUGACUAACAUUGUAAAGAAUUGGGUAGAAUUAUGGACAAAUGAAAGUUCGAUGUCAACGAUAUUGAAUCGUGGUGAAUUGAAUCAGCCAUUCAGUGUCUUUGUAACGACUAAUUUUGACAUAGUUGUGGACAAUGGUAAGAAGAAUCGUAUUGAAUUAUGGACACGGAGUGGAACAUAUAGCAUUCCAUUGUCGCAGUACAAUGACUCUUGUUUUGGACUUUUCAUCGAUGUGAACGAUAACAUCUAUUGUUCUAUUCAGUCGAAGCAUCAAGUAAUUAGAAACUCAUUGUACAAGAGCACUGUUAAUUGGACGAUGGCAGCAGGCAAUGGUUCUCCUGGAUUUACUUCGGAUAGACUCACACAUCCGCGAGGAAUAUUUGUCGAUACUAAGCUCAAUCUGUAUGUGGCCGACUCCGAAAAUCAUAGAAUUCAAUGUUUUCAUAGAGGAAAUAAAACCGGUCAGACUGUUCUAGGCGAUGAAACUAUUGAAGAAACUACACUGAAUAAGCCCUCAGGAGUCAUUGUAGACUUCGAUGGAUAUUUAUUCGUUGUGGACUCUGGUAAUGCUCGCAUUAUUGGUAGUGGACCAAAUGGUUUUCGAUGUUUAGUAGGAUGCUCGGGUAAAAGUGGUUCCAAACCAAACGAAUUAAACGGGCCAAUAACAAUGAGUUUCGACAGUUACGGUAACUUAUUUGUCGUUGAUCUAGACAAUGCGCGUCUUCAAAAGUUUACGCUAGCUACGAACUCUUGUCAUGAACAUUCUUAUCGUACUAACACGACUACUGAUAUAAUCACUACGUUGGAAACACUUUUAGUAACAAAUACUGAAUCGUCGUUUAUUUUCAUCGCAUUCCCUUGUAAUGACUCGACAUACAUUGGCUCUAACUGUAGUAUUCCUAAUCAUAUCUGUAACAUAUCGAAUCCAUGUCAAAACAAUGGUACUUGCAAUAUCAGCACAACAAAACAUCACGGUUACGACUGUUCUUGUCCGAUCGGUUUCAAUGGUACAACUUGUGAGAUCGAUCGUCGGCCUUGCAAACCAUACACUUGUUUAUAUCAUGGUAAAUGUAAUCAGACAUCAGAUACAACAUUUCACUGUGAAUGUGAUGACGGAUGGCAAGGCGUUCAUUGUGAAUCGAUGACGAACCAUUGUCAUAAUAUUACAUGUUCAAAUAACGGAGUAUGCCGACCAUUACUACGAGGUUAUAAAUGUGAAUGUUUGAGUAAUAGUUACUCAGGCCGUCAUUGUGAAAUUACUUCAAAGAAGAUCGUUAUAUUUAAAAUUGUAUCGAAAUCAUUUGCAUACAUUGUGGUUAUCGCUCUAGGAUGUGUUGCAGCAUUUGUAAUUAUAAUGGACAUUUUGCGAUAUGGAUUUGGCGUUGAUCCUGUUCGUGAAGAACGAGAACGAAUACGACGUACUCGACUCGCGCAGCGACGACGAAGACGCCCUGUUAUCAAACGGUUCGUCUAUGUUAACGCGCCAAGGAAUCCGAUUAUCAAGAUUGAAGACACGACGAAUUCUUACAUAUGA